AUGGCUAAUCAGCCUCCACAGGCGACUCCUGGUUCGGGUUCGGGUCCAGGUCUAGGUGGGUUUCAGUAUAUGAACUCUCCGUUUGGGGAUACCACGUUCACUAAAGUCUUCGUUGGAGGGCUGGCCUGGGAAACUCAGAGUGAAACCAUGAGGCGAUAUUUUGAGCAGUUCGGUGAAAUUCUCGAGGCUGUUGUCAUCACCGAUAAGAACACCGGCCGAUCCAAAGGAUACGGUUUUGUGACUUUCCGGCAUCCAGAGUCAGCUAGGAGGGCUUGUGCUGAUCCGAGUCCAAUUAUUGAUGGGAGAAGAGCGAAUUGUAAUUUAGCUUCACUUGGACGCCCUCGUCCCGCCUUACACUUUGGACGUCUUAGAUCUCCGGCACCGUACCUUGGAGGGCUACCAGCUGCCAGGGGUCCUUAUGUAGGAAGUUUUGGCUAUCAGCAAACACCCACCUACGGUUACCAGCAAGGAUUGAUGUAUUCUCCAUAUGGGUAUGCUGCAUACAGUCCAGAAUAUGCUUAUCUCCAGGGUGUAUACAAUCCUUAUGCGGGUCAGCAAUACCUUCCAAUUUAUGGUGUUCCUGGAGCAGGAUAUGCAAUGUCUGGUCAUCCGAUAGUUCAGUUUGGUGGGCCAAGUGUCACUGCAAUGGCAACUACAUCUGUUCCAGCACCGUUCCCUACUGGUGCUGCAGCACCUAUUACACCACAGCCACAAUUCAUACUAUCUUCUCAUUCUCCUCAAUUCAUGCAAGGUAGCAGUUCUGAUCAAAACGCUGGCCUUGCAAAUUAUCCAUUUUGCAUUCUAGAGGUCUUACAUUUUCGCGCUCACCGUAGAACUCAAUGUCCGAGUUGCUCCUGA
This is a messenger RNA of Fraxinus pennsylvanica, 858 nucleotides long. NCBI's taxonomy places the organism in Eukaryota, Viridiplantae, Streptophyta, Magnoliopsida, Lamiales, Oleaceae. The record is from the annotation of a GenBank genome assembly.